AUGACCUCUGAAGCCUUUAAGCUGAAGGGCCUCUCUGAGCAAGUCCGCAAUGACUUUAUUAGAGACGCUGAGAUCAGACUUCAGGAGCGUCUAGCUAGAGAAGCUAGGGAGCGGGCACGCAAAGAAGCUGAAGAGAAAGCCAAGCAAGAAGAACUACAAAGGAUCAAGGAAGCUGAGGCCAAAGCUCUGGCUGAUACUGUUGCUGUUGAAGCUGAAGCACAAGCAAAAGCUGCCGCUGAAAAAGCAGUUCGUCUGGCUGAAGAGUCUGCCACUAGGGUAGAACAGGAUGCUCUAACUCAGGGGGAGUCCUCCACUUUUGUCCCUCGGGUUCUAAAGACUCUUGAAGAACUUCAGAAAGAACAGCACGAAGUCCGAGCCAAAUUGGAUCAACAGGACUCAGGGGAGAACUAA
Messenger RNA from Lathyrus oleraceus (garden pea), 411 nucleotides. RefSeq names its product eukaryotic translation initiation factor 4 gamma-like. The coding region runs from base 1 to 411 and encodes 136 amino acids. Lineage: Eukaryota; Viridiplantae; Streptophyta; Magnoliopsida; Fabales; Fabaceae. The transcript is spliced from 2 exons. The record is from RefSeq and is a predicted model, not a curated record.